Molecule: messenger RNA, 5001 nt
Organism: Eupeodes corollae
Lineage: Eukaryota; Metazoa; Arthropoda; Insecta; Diptera; Syrphidae
Gene: nkd
Product: protein naked cuticle
Exons: 5
Coding region: 318-3401 (1027 amino acids)
Biological process (GO): negative regulation of Wnt signaling pathway
Cellular component (GO): cytoplasm
Source: RefSeq, a predicted model, not a curated record
CACACUUGUUGGUUGAACAAAAAGAAAGAAAGAAGGAAAGAAGUACAAAAAUGAGAAAAGAAAAGCAAAUGAAGGAUAAUAAAUAGAGCAAGCGAAAAACGGAAAACGGCGUUACGACAUUACGGCAUGCAUACGGAAUCAUCAUCAUUCAUACAGGAUUAACUGUAGUAAACAACAACGUUGAAAAUUUACUUCUUUUCUUAACUCGCCUCCUCCUGGAGUAAGGUAAUAACAAGAAUAAAAAGCAAAAUAAAAGAAAAAAGUAAACAAAUAAUUCAGACGACGCACCACUACGACGAAGAAGACAGCGACAAACGAUGGCGGGAAAUAUCGUUAAAUGGUGGAAACACAAGAUACUCGGCGGAUAUAAACAAUUCUCAGUUCAAGAAUGCACAACAGACUCCGAAGAAUUGAUGUAUCAUCAAGUUCGAGCCCCAUCAUCGUGCAGUGCCCCUCCUGAUUUACUUCUAGUUAGCGAUAGAGAAAAUAAUAUACCAUUAAAAUCACCGGUAGUUAAUAUAAUUUCGGCAACAUCACCUGCCGGAUCUGCGUCACAUCAUCAACAUCACAAACAACAACAACAACAUCACCAUUCGCAACAUCAUCAUCCUCCAUCAUCACAUCAUCAACAGCACAGUAACAGCAACAACACACCAAAAGAUGUUCUUAGUAAAAAUUCAAAAAACGGUAGCAGUAAAACUCAUCAUCAGCAGCAUUGUAAUGGAAAAUCGAUGAAUGUAAAUAAUGGCGUCAGCGUUAGCGGCGGAACAACACAAAAUGGCGGCAUCGCUGGUGGAGAUGCACCGGUUGAGCAGGGCAAAGAUGAGCGGAUACAUUUAGAGGAAUUCACAUGUGAUGUCUCCGUUGAGGGUGGCAAAUCAUCACAACCUCUGCAAUUUUCCUUUACCUUUUACGACUUAGAUGGGCAUCAUGGGAAAAUUACCAAGGACGACAUCGUUGGCAUUGUCUAUACGAUAUACGAAUCCAUUGGCAAGUCAGUUGUGGUGCCACAUUGUGGUAGUAAAACAAUAAAUGUUCGUCUCACUGUCUCACCGGAGGGUAAAUCUAAGGCAGCUGCUGCUGCUGCUGCUGCCGCUGCCGCAGCUGCUGCCUCAGCAGCAGGAACAAAGUACAAGAAAGCAGUUGGCCAUUCGACGAGAGAUGGUAGUCAGCAAACUACACACGGGGGUGGUGGUGGUGGUCAUUCGAGACGUCAGCAUCGUUAUAGACCAAGAAAAUUGGUCAAAACUGAUGACGAAGAUGAUGACAGUACAAGUGAAAAGGAAGCAGCGGUCAAAAAAUCCUAUAGUUCUAGCAAAUCCAAGUGCUGUCAACAACUACAGCAUCAACAGCUACAGCAAAUCCAGCAGUCACAACCACAACAACCGCUCCAAGAAGUGGAAAGUAAUGUGGAUGUCAAUUGUGGUGGACAUGAAAAUAUCUAUGAAAAUAUGUCGAAUCUCAAAGAGGAAUGCAAGGGAUGCCUAACGCAACAGCAAAAGUCUGAAUUGUACUUAAAGCAAGCAUCGACGCGAGUGAAGAUGCUUCGCAAGGCUCGAAAACAAAAGUACCAGGACCAUUGUCAUGAAUCCCGUCAAAGAAGUCUUUCUGUUGGAAAUGAAUCGUGUUGGAAAAUUCGACCGAAUAAUUCUUUAAAAACACUGUCACACCAACAACAACAACAACAACAACAUAAUCAUCAUCAUCAUCAGCAACAUGAACAUAACUCACCCCAUAAUCAUCAUCAACAUCAACAUCAAACAGACAACAAUACACAAACUAGUAGUCCUGAUCAGCUUCAGCUUCAGCAUCAACAUCAUAACCAAAAUCAGGAGCAUCCAAGUCAGGAUGUAGUUGAUAGCAUUGGGGUGUUGGUUGAAGGUGGUUGUAGUGCAGGCGGCGGAAGCGGUAGCGGUAGCGGUAACGGCAGCGGUGGUCAUAAUACUCAGGCUCAGGUUCAGGUUAAUAACACAUCAAACGCAGCAUCAACAACAGCAGAUUGCUGGAAUAAUGCAUUGAAUCGUAACGAUUUGAUUGAUAUCAUUCGAGAGAGCAUGGAAAAAAAUCGACUGUGUUUUCAAUCGAAUAGAAAACCCCAAGCAAAUGUGAGCCCCAUCCGCCAUCGGCAUCGUUCAAAUACGGUAUCGAAAAUGCUCACAAGUUCGAACAACAACACCAACAAUACUCCUAUCAGCACCACCAUCAACAACAACAACAACCACACCACUACCGAUCCUACGGCAGUGGCAAUCACCACGCAUCAUCAUCAUCAACAACAACUCGAAGUAAACAACCACAAUCACCAUCAUCUUCAACCCCACAUUCCUAUCUACCAUCAACAAAUGGCCAUUAAUCCGGCCGUUUUAGCCGCCCAAAAUGGCAUCGUUCACAGUAAAAUGAACCUUUGUGGCUAUGAUUCUUUUUUACAUGCCACAAUAUGUAGCGGUGGUACUAGCCAUUCACCGCCACCCCCAACAACAGGAACAACAACAGCAACCGGCUAUCCUCACCAUCAGCCGGUGGCAACUGUUCAGCCAAUUAUGACAACUUCGCCAAAAAUCGAUGCCAACAAUCAAAUCAAAACAAGUAAAAUUCUACGCAACGGAGGUCAUCAUAGCAGUCAGCAAAAUUCACCACAAUUUCAUGGUUACCAUCGAUUGCCGUCGGGGAGUCAGAGCGCUGCUAAACUCAACAUUUCACUGCUGAAUGCCAUGAGUCCGAAUUUAUCGAGUCAGGAGAGAUUCCAUCAAACCAUCGAACAUGUUGAAAAAUGGCUAUCUGAACGUGAUCGUAAGCUCCUGAAAAACGCUGCUGGAGGAGUCGAUGAAAAAUGCAAGAAGGACGUCAAGAACUAUGAUAAUUUACUGUUUGCCAAACUAACGGAAAAACUUCAACAACAACAACAACAGCAACAAGAAUCCUCAAUGGGACGUAAUGGUGGAAACAAGGAGAACAUACGCCGGAUGCAUAAUUCUCAAAAUCACAACCUAAAAAUGCACCAUCAUCGUCGUAGUCAAUUGUCAGCUAUUGUAGCGCCAUCUACGGCCAAACCAACGUCCGGAAGCAGCGGCAGCAGCAGUACGGAGAAGUUACUCGACAACAGCAGCAGCAGCAAGUAUGUGACGUUGAUUCCAAUCAAUGGGGAUCCUUUGGAAUGUGAAAAUUUACUUCAUCUCACGUCAGAUGAGGAAUCUACCACAGUGCCACGUACACCAUCUACAUCUCCACCUCCACCUCAACUUCAACCUCAACCUGCAAAUGCUGCUAUUAGUGGUGGAGUAGGUGUUGGCGGGGGUGUUGAUGAGGGUCGAAGUACGAGUAGUUCUUCUUCGUUAAUACACCGGUACGUGCACGAGCACAUUCACCAUCAUUAUCAUCACUUUGAAGAUAAGGAGGAGUAAUAGAUUGCGUCAUUGUGAGUGUGGGUCGACGGACGACGACGACGACGUUUCGAAAGUAGUAGGAGAAAACUAUUUAUUUUGACAGUUUUAGAAAGUUAAGUUUGACAUAAGAGAGAGUAUAUGUACUGUACAGUUGCUGUUGCGGUUAAGUUGCUGCAUCUAAACUGUACCUUAGCAGGUGGAUGUGGGGGGUAUUGGAAAUAAACGGGUAUUUGUAUGCUUUUUGUAUUGUGAAUGUGAAUGUGCUUAUUGUGAAGUGGUUUAGAAGUAUUUUGUGUCAUUUUGUGGUAAAGUUUUUGUUGACAUGUGUCAGAUUUUUCUUUCACUCUUAAGUUUCUCUAUAUUUUUAUGAUGAAAAUUGUUUCAUAAAACUUAUUAUUUGUAGAAAAAGAAAAUAAAAAACUUUUAUAAAAUGAUGUAUCAAAUAUUUGACGUAUACCAUAGCAUGAUACAAAAACUCACCACAGAAAAACGCAAGUGCUUAUAAUGACAGUUUGCUGUAUUUAACCUUAAGAAACAUACUAAUUAAAUAAUAAUUUAUUUAUCUAUUUAAAUAUUUCUUUUUUUAUGAUGACAAAUAGUUUUUAGUGUUUUUUUACCAUUUUACUACUUUUUUAUUUAAAUUUAAUCUUAAAAUUUUUUAAUAAUUUUUUCUUUAAAAUAAAAAUUAAAACGUAUAAUACUCUUUUGACCAUAUUUUUUCUGUAAAUUUAAGAAUGUAUUUGCUUUUUUAUACCAACUACAAAAUAAAACAAUGUGUACAAUGCAAGAAAAAACUAAUAAACUUAAUAUUAAUUUUUUUCAUAAUAUUUAAAUACCUAUCUUCUAAAUAUAUUUAUAUAAAUGCAUAUCUAAGUGAUUGGCCAAAAACAAAAUAAAAUGAAACAACAAAAUACAAUGCAAACCACUCCUGUGUUAAAGGCAACUUAAAAGUUUAUAACUUUAAAACAAAACACCAUAAAAAUAAAAGAAUAGAAGGACCAAAUAAUAAUAAAAGAAAAACAAAAAAUAACUUUAAAACUUCUGCUUCUGUAAAACUUAAGUCUUAACACAGGGAUUUGAAACAAAAGUAUUAUAAAUUUGUUAACAAAAAUAACAACAAAAAAGAAAAAAACAAACAAACUUAAAAACAUUUUCCUAGACUAUUGGUAUAUAAAUUGUGCCAACUUAAUGCAGGAAAAUUUAUAAUUAUACAUAAAUAAAAUAAAAAUUAUAAAAUGUUAAAUAUAGAAAAAAGAAAAAUUAACAAAAAAAAAUAAAUAAAUAUGAAAAUAUGUUGUGAAUAAGAAGUUUAUAUAUAUGAAUAGAUAUUUAAUGUAUAUUAUUAUAUGGUAGAAAAUUUUAUUUCAUUACAAAAAAAAAAAAAAACAAAAAUGAUACGAACUAAAUUAAAAUUCUUAUUUUCUUCUUCUUCUUCUUCAUUUUAUAUAAGACAAUAAUGUUUAUAACUUUUUGGUUUAAUUUUUUAAAACAAACAAAUGUUUUCUUAACAUUAUCUCUUUUUAAUUUAAUUGCAGUUUUUUAUUUACUUAUUUUAUUGUUUGUUUUUAUUUUAACGAAAUGAAAAGAAAAAAUACAAAACUUUUAUUUACAACUUUUG